GCUUGAUAAAAAGAUUUUAAAGGCUUGGGUUAUAGCUGGUAUUUCAUUUAAUAUAAUCAAAAAUCCAUUUGUUUUAGAUCUAUUUAAAGAUCUAAGACCUGGUUAUUCUCCACCAUUAUGA
Messenger RNA from Funneliformis mosseae, 121 nucleotides. The record is from the annotation of a GenBank genome assembly. NCBI's taxonomy places the organism in Eukaryota, Fungi, Glomeromycota, Glomeromycetes, Glomerales, Glomeraceae.